CAUCUGUAGUGUGUGAUAACAAAGAGCUGCGGGCGGCUGCAGAAUGAUGCGCGUGCGGUCGAUUAGGCAAAACAAGAGAGAAAUGUCUCUCCUUUUAAAAACAUUGUUUUUCUCUACUAAGCUGUGCGCUGCACCAACAACCAGGGCAGAUUAAUGCAGACCAAGCUGGCUUCCACAGAGGGAGCACAAGACGGAUAAUGUACUGGGGUGUUGGUUUUGCCUCUUCCAGGUCGUGUGUGGUGGAUCUAAGCCGGAAUCAGAGUUUUUCCUUUGGACUGUGUGGCUCUGAGGACCAGUAUUCCGUCUAUGGGUACAUCGUUGCCUUCCCUUCGCAGGAUUGUAACGGCAUCAUGUCAGGGCUGGGCUCCGAUUCCUGGUGGAAGAAAACCCUUUACCUCACGGGGGGUGCCCUGCUGGCCGCUGCUGCUUAUCUCUUACAUGAACUGCUAGCUAUUAGGAAAGAACAAGAAGUUGACUCCAAAGAUGCUAUUAUACUUCAUCAGUUUUCCAGACCAAGACAUGGAGCUCCCAGUUUAUCUCCUUUUUGUCUGAAGAUGGAAACCUACCUAAGAAUGGCUGACUUACCCUAUCAGAAUUAUUUUGAUGGAAAGUUGUCCCCUCAAGGAAAAAUGCCAUGGAUAGAAUACAACAAUGAGAAGGUGUCAGGCACUGAAUUCAUUAUUGACUUUAUAGAAGCAAAACUGGGUGUAAACCUGAACAAAAACCUUGAUCCACAUGAGAAGGCAGUGUCCAGAGCGAUAAGUAAAAUGGUAGAAGAGCACUUUUACUGGACAGUAGCUUACUGCCAGUGGGUCGACAACCUCCAUGAAACCCAAAAGCUGCUUUGUUUUUCGGGCCCACUUUCUGACCUCUUAAAGUGGAUUCUGUGCCAUCUCACUAAAGGAAUUGUAAAACGGGAAAUGUAUGGUCACGGGAUUGGUCGAUUCUCUGAAGAAGAGUUGUACAGGCUAAUGGAAAAAGACAUGAGGACUCUAGCAGUACUCUUAGGUGAUAAAAAGUACAUUAUGGGACCAAAGCCAUCAACAAUAGAUGCAACUGUUUUUGGGCACUUGGCGCAGGCAAUGUGGACACUCCCUGGAACAAGACCCGAACAGCUGAUUAAAGGCGAACUAAUUAAUCUUGCUAUGUACUGUGAACGGAUAAAAAGAAAAUACUGGCCAGAAUGGUGUGAGGAUAAUGAUGGCAUCACUUAUGAUUAUGAUGACACCAGUGAUGAAAGCCUGACUCCAACACAACUACAGGAAUAUGGCUUGUAUUCAAGGACAGAGACAUUUGAAGAAGAGCUGACAGAGAAUAGCCUUUCUUGCUCCCAGACUCCUGAUACGGAUUACACUGGAAAAUCCCUCUGCGACUCUGAUGUAGAAAUGGAGGAGUUUGUAGAUCAAGAACAAGGCAAAUGAUAAGUAAUUUUAUUUAGGUGGAAUGUUAUACUCCAUUAAAAAGCAGUAGGGUUGUAGGAAAAAUGCACUUACUAUAGCUGCAAAGGGACCAUUCAUUUUCUAUGAUAUGUUCACAGUAGUGUAAGAACCACUUAAAUUAAGUACAUAGUUUCUUCUUUCAGAAAGGUAAGACAAAACCCCUUGCCACUGUGGACUUUGGGUUAUGUAGUAAAUUUAUGCAAAUGCUGUGUCUUUUCAGAAAUAUGGACUUAUAAUUCUAUUAAUUUCACAAAAGAAGUAAAAUGGCCGCUCUUUCACUUCAGCUUAUUGGACUAAAGUAAAAUGGCUGCUCUUUCACUUCAGUUCAUUGGACUACUAAGUUUGUUUCACAAAGUGGACAGGCAGGGUUGUGCAUGUACUACAGUAGAUUUAUCUUCUGUAAGCUAAAGUAUGGGCUACCUCUGCAGUUGGGGUUAUCACUCUUCUCCAAGGUAACAAGUACUCUGCUUCAAGUUUCUAGUGCAAUCAUAAAAUAAGGGGGAAAAUGCAUUUUGAUUGUAGGUUAUGUGUUCUUUAGUAGAUUUCACUGUAAUCUGUUCAACACUUUUUAUAUUUAAGUGCCAAUGCCCUUACCAUUUAGUUGUUUACUGUAUGAUUUCUAUGUAUUCUACCGAGUGAUGGAGAAAGGCAGUGCCAUGUGAAAAUGCAGCAAAUAAACAAUGAUUUGGCACUGUGCAGCAACGCAUUCAGAGUACACUGUAUGGAAUCAGUGACAACUAAAUGGAGGAUUAAAGAAGCCAUUUGAUUAUGCUGUAUAUUAGAACCUGAAGCUCUACUCUUGGAUUAAUGAAUAAUAGUUUCAGUAAUGACUUGCAGUCAGACUGUGCUGGGACACAUUUCUGUUUUCACUGAACUCUAAUGUCAGUGCCAUGAAGAACUCUUAUUGUUAAUGUAAAACUCAAUGGACUUCACUUGUUAAUGUAAAAUCUCUAAAUCUGUUGAGUGUUCCUGCCAUUUGAAAAGCUUUAUUUAAUUUUAUAGAUUUAUUUAUCUUAAAUAUUUUAAAUGUAUACGGAAAUAAAAAUUUAUCUAUAUAUCCAGAGGUAUUGGAAAUAACAAUCAUCUGAAUCUCUAAACAAAUCAGAUGUUAUAUUAUUUUCAUUGUUCUGAUAGUCGAAUGCUUUAUUAUUAAGUUCAGUACAGUUCAAAGGAAGCUGUUUGGAUUCCUCGUUUGAUGAUGGGGUCAGAUGUUAAUGUUACUGUACACGUAUGUUUCCAUUUACAAAACCUAUGACUAGCAAAAGGAGGACAGUACUUUUUCACUGUAAAUUAUAGCAAAUAUUUGUUCAAAUGUGUGCCUUUUGUGCCAGUUACAAGUGAGAAUGUUCUGGCUAAUAAAAUCAAAAAUAUAAAUUCA
Protopterus annectens (West African lungfish) is the source of this 2817-nucleotide messenger RNA. RefSeq names its product failed axon connections homolog, metaxin like GST domain containing (gene FAXC). The coding region runs from base 198 to 1421 and encodes 407 amino acids. NCBI's taxonomy places the organism in Eukaryota, Metazoa, Chordata, Ceratodontiformes, Protopteridae. The record is from RefSeq and is a predicted model, not a curated record. Gene Ontology annotation, cellular component: cytoplasm. The transcript has 6 exons.